AUGGAUCGUUCAAAGAUGAUGAAACAAGCUAAGAAACAACUGCUUCCAUCCAUUGAAACUUUGCCAAACGAGCUGCUAACAGAGGUGGUAGCUCGAGUUGGAUCUUCUGCAGUGACUGGCCUAUUCAACCUGAAACAGACUUGUAAACAAUUGUACAGGGCUGGGCUUGACACAGAAGUACUUCGAAGGGUCUCGUUAGAAAAGCUACUGGAAAUUCCAUGGCGGGUUUCACUUGGGUAUCAUUCCUUCAUAAGACAGUGCGAGGAGAAUGGUAACCCAAAAGCCCUGUUCAAGCAAGGAAUGGUGGAAUAUUUUAGUAGAAAGGAAUAUGAGUUAGGGGUUGAGCUACUGAAGAAAGCAACUUAUCUUGGACAUGAAGUAGCUGGAUACAUGCUCGGAUUAAUCCUCUUGUGCACUAAUUACCCACUAAAAGAUCAAGCUUUAGAAAUUCUGAAAAAAGUUGACCAAGGAUGUUCACCAUCAUCAUCAACAAAGCUUAUAAAUUGUCGUAAGCGAUUGCAGGAGAUAAUCUGGGGAAUGUAG
Messenger RNA from Telopea speciosissima, 543 nucleotides. RefSeq names its product putative F-box protein At1g67623. The transcript has a single exon. Bases 1 to 543 code for a protein of 180 amino acids. NCBI's taxonomy places the organism in Eukaryota, Viridiplantae, Streptophyta, Magnoliopsida, Proteales, Proteaceae. The record is from RefSeq and is a predicted model, not a curated record.